Danio rerio (zebrafish) is the source of this 2015-nucleotide messenger RNA. NCBI's taxonomy places the organism in Eukaryota, Metazoa, Chordata, Actinopteri, Cypriniformes, Danionidae. The record is from RefSeq and is a predicted model, not a curated record.
UUACCACCGACCGCCGCCAUUUUUCAUCCCGCUCAACAUUAAACUAACUUUUUAUCAUCACAUAUUUAUGCUCGUCUUCAUCUCAUUACAAUAAUUUUAAUCAUCACAUACAUUGCAACAACUAAUGUUAACAUGUUACUAAUGCUUAAUUGUAGUACUAAUAUCUAGCAGUAGUAAAUUAUUAUUAUUUUUUAUUCUGUUAGAAGUAUUACUAUGAGAGAUUGUGCCAAUUCUAUGUAUCUCAUUUCCUUUUUUUUUGUGCCAUGCACUGUAGCUGACUUGGCUCCUGAACCACCCGUCCGGCCUGAACCUGUGCCCUCUGCGUCGAAAGCUGCUGCGCCAGAAAAGCAGCCUCUGCCCACAGAGGAACUGCUGCUGCCAGAAGGCUGGAAACAGACACUUCCCAAGGAGCAGCAUUUGUGGGUCAGCAAGGCUCUUUUCACCAGAGACAAGUCUGGCAGACUGGCGCUGACUAAAAACUUGCGUCUCUGGUGGCAUCCUCCUGGGCCCCGUCCUUUGUAUUCUCAACCUCCUUCAUCACCAGAUGCCUUUUAUCAUGCAAGGCUGUUCCUGUGGGUCCCUUAUCGCUUGUGGGCAUACCGGCUGCUGUGUUCACAGCCUAACUGUCGGCGUCUUGGUUUCCCGAUGACGGCGUGUGGACUGUACAGGACGGUCAGGAAAGUCUUGGACGUCAGUGGCUGGUACUACAUGGCUACAGAAUAUCUUGAAUGCAGGUCCUGCAAAAAAAAGCUAGCAGCCUGGUCUCAAGAUAUUCUUAGCCAGCUUGAUCCUGUCCACAGGGAAAUGUUUCCUGCAGUCUUGACCUACAGGCUGUCCUGUGAUAAGGAGAUUGUGAACAGUGCAACGUCUGCCUACCGAAGCCUGUGUGUCAGGCACAGAGAGCAAUGGAUUGCCCAGACAACCCAUUAUCUCUCUGUGGUUGGGAAGUUCCCAGACUGCACCACAGAUCCCAGCAGUCUCGCUGCCCGGCUACCUCAGAUGGUGCCUGUGCCUUGUCCGUCAUGGCUGCUGUCAGUGUAUGCUAAAGAUGUACUGACACGGCUGCCUGAACUAAAGGCUAGGGUGACCUCCAUCUAUGGAACCAUCCUAAAGAUGGAUUCCACUAAAAAGGUAAAAAUACACACACUGAUAACAUCAUUGCCACAUUACUGUUUUGUUAUUUAAUUUAUUUGUCACAAUAUGUUAUUUUCCAACCGUAAAACAACAGGUCUUCUAUAAUAUUACUAUAUUUCAUCCUGUAUUAGGUCACUAAGAAACUGGCUGAUGAGGCUGCUGGCACUGCAGCAUGGGUCACAGAUGUGGGCAACGAGUUUGGCCAGGUUCUCAUGUGUGUCCUCACUGAGGCAGAGGGUGAUGGCCUGCUUCCCAUGUGCUCUGGACUCGUGGAGCGCUACCGGAGAGCUGGAGAAGUUCCUCCCCAACUUCUCUAUGUGGACCGGGACUGUUGCUCUGCCACUGGGAAAGGAAAGGCGGCUGCAAUGUUUAGCGAGUGGGACCAGCUCAUUGUCAGGCUGGAUGUGUGGCACUUCAUGCGGCGGUUUACCGUUGGAGUGACCACAGACAGCCACCCGCUUUAUGCACCCUUCAUGAAGCGCCUCACUGCUUGCAUCUUUGAAUGGGAUGCUUCAGAUGUGGAGAGGCUAAUGGAGGCCAAGCGGUUGACAGGCUGCCAGCCCACUGCCAAAGAACUGGCAAAGCAUUGCCCCCGCCGCACUCGAGGGGCCCAGGAGACCAUGCAGCUUCUUGAGAAGCUGCUACAAGACUUCAUGGGGGCCACUGACACCAUGGGGAUUAGACUUCUGGACCAGGAGAGGAUGCAAGAGAUCUGGCAGACCCAGCAGCGCCACGUUCAUUGCAUCCAGGACCCGCCAGGUGUACAGCUGUACAGGAAAACAGGGCAGGUGACCAGGGAGGGGGUCAUUCUGCCAGUGUAUCGCUGUGCACGUGGCUCCACAUCUCUGGAGUCAUUCCACCUGCACCUAAAUCGCUUCGUC